CCCGCACUGCGCAGCUCCGCACCCCCAUCCUCCAUGCGCAGCUCCGCACCCCCAUCCUCCACACUACAAGAUCCGCACCCCCAUCCUCCACACUGCAAGAUCCGCACCCCCAUCUUCCGCACUGCCAGAUCCGCACCCCCAUCCUCCACACUACAAGAUCCGCACCCCCAUCCUCCACACUGCAAGAUCCGCACCCCCAUCCUCCACACUGCAAGAUCCGCACCCCCAUCCUCCGCACUGCCAGAUCCGCACCCCCAUCCUCCGCACUACAAGAUCCGCACCCCCAUCCUCCACACUGCAAGAUCAUCCGCACCCCCAUCCUCCGCACUACCAGAUCCGCACCCCCAUCCUCCGCACUGCAAGAUCCGCACCCCCAUCCUCCACACUGCCAGAUCCGCACCCCCAUCCUCCGCACUGCCAGAUCCGCACCCCCAUCACUACGAGCCCGGCGUAUAG
Nanorana parkeri is the source of this 456-nucleotide messenger RNA. RefSeq names its product extensin-like. The transcript has 3 exons. Bases 34 to 456 code for a protein of 140 amino acids. The record is from RefSeq and is a predicted model, not a curated record. NCBI's taxonomy places the organism in Eukaryota, Metazoa, Chordata, Amphibia, Anura, Dicroglossidae.